UCUCAGACCCCCAGAGCCGAAGAGUCGAACAAGUGUGGCCUUAUAAAAAGACUGAGAAACAGCCACAAGGACGAUCAUUUCAAGGUGAAGGGUUGAAUGAGCUGCUGCCACAUUUGGAUGUAGAUCUGAGUCCUAAAGAAACGCCGCUUUCACUGUGAGGCGACCGCAGACCGGGCUCUCUCAGCUUUAAAAGUGGCAUGUUACGUGUCACCUGCACAGAGACGACAACAUGAAGGUGAAAGCUCUGCUCAUCAUCUGCUCCUGUCUGAUCCUGGGGAGCUCAGCGAAGGUCAAGUUCCCUGAACAAGAGAAGGAUCCAAAGUUUUGGAACACGUGGGCCCAGCAGACCCUGAAGAAUGCCAUGACGCUGCAAAAACUCAACCAAAAUCAGGCAAAGAAUCUCAUCCUGUUUCUUGGAGAUGGGAUGGGCAUUCCCACGGUGACGGCUGCUCGCAUACUGAAGGGUCAGCUGAACGGACAGAGCGGGGAAGAGACACAGCUGGAGAUGGACAAGUUCCCUUUUGUGUCUCUGUCCAAGACGUACAACACAAAUGCACAGGUGCCUGACAGUGCUGGCACAGCCACAGCUUACCUCUGUGGGGUCAAAGCCAACGAGGGCACGGUGGGGGUGAGUGCAGCAGCUGUCCGAUCCCAGUGUAACACCACACAGGGCAACGAGGUCACAUCCAUCCUCAAAUGGGCUAAAGAUGCAGGUAAGUCAGUGGGAAUAGUGACCACAACUCGGGUCAAUCAUGCCACUCCUAGUGCUGCGUACGCCCACAGCGUGGACAGAGACUGGUACUCCGACAACGAGAUGCCAGCCGAGGCACUGCAGGCUGGCUGCAAAGACAUCGCCAGACAACUCUUUGAAAACAUCCCUAACAUUGAUGUGAUUAUGGGAGGUGGAAGGAAGUACAUGUUCCCCAAAAACACAUCGGAUGUCGAGUACCCCGGUGUUCCAAAGCACAGCGGCACACGGAAGGAUGGGAGAAACCUGGUGCAGGAGUGGACUGACAAAAUGAAGGCUAAAAGAGGCCAUUAUGUAUGGAACAAGAAGCAGCUCUUAUCAUUGAACCCGAACAACGUGGAUUACUUAUUGGGUCUCUUUGAACCUGCUGAUCUGACUUAUGACUUGGAGAGGAACACUGAGACUGAUCCCUCACUGACCGAGAUGGUGGACGUGGCCAUCAACAUCCUGAAGAAGAACCCCAGUGGCUUUUACCUGCUGGUAGAAGGGGGACGUAUUGACCACGGACACCAUGAAGGAAAAGCAAAGCAAGCUCUGUAUGAAGCUGUGGAGAUGGACAGAGCCAUCGGCCGAGCAGGUCUAAUGACCAGUGACCACGAUACACUGACAGUAGUGACCGCUGACCAUUCACAUGUGUUCAACUUUGGAGGCUACACACCUAGAGGAAACACGAUAUUUGGUCUGGCCCCAAUGCUAAGUGACGUCGACCAGAAGCCCUUUACCUCCAUCUUAUAUGGGAACGGACCCGGUUACAAACUUGUUAAUGGAGCAAGAGAGAAUGUCUCCAUGAUAGACUACCAGGAAAACAACUACCAGGCGCAGGCAGCUGUACCUCUAAGCAUGGAGACUCAUGGAGGAGAGGAUGUGGCUGUGUUUGCCAAAGGUCCCCUGGCUCACCUUCUCCAUGGGGUCCAUGAGCAGAACUACAUCCCCCACGUGAUGGCAUAUGCAGGCUGUAUCGGACAGAACAGGGAACACUGUUUGUCACACAGUGGGGCCGCCUCACACAGUGCGACCUCCACUCUGGGCACGGCACUCUCUAGCAUCGCAGCGCUUUUCACAGUCACAAGAGUGCUUUGCUGACCUUUCCCCAUCAUCCUUUAAAUUCCCUUGUUUAAACAAGUCAUACUUUUUAAGUUCAAAUCUGUUUCUAUUUUAAAUAUCUGAAUCUUAUUUUACAUUUUUUGAUCAUGGGACCACUUUUAUGGCACUUCUGUGGAAAAAUAAAGGGCGAACAGAACCAGUUUUAAUCUAUUCAGGAAGUCAUAUAAACAUAAAUGAACUGGAAUUAGGGAUUAUAGUUUGUUUUGUCAGUAGAAUAGAUUUUAUGAAGGAUUUAAACACCACUCUGUUAAAUGUAAGCCCUGUUGGUUUGAAUAUUUAGAUUGGUUUAACAACAUGUUUCAUAUCGUAAAUGUGCAGUUAACAGAAUCUACCUCAUUUGCUGGAAAAAAAAUUGAUCAUGUAACUGUUGUGUUUUCAGAAAGGCGAGCUUAAAUGAAUUUCAAGCCGAAAUCAGAGGCAAAUGAAUGUAUCAUUAAAAAGAAAAAAAAAACUGUUUCUUGUCAUACAACUUGUGCAUCCUUGUAACAGCACUGAAAAAAGCCCACCUGCCAUUGUUGUGUCAAAUGACAAAAGUUGUUAAACCUUUUAAUCAAUUAAAAAAAUGUUAGUUUUCUGA
Molecule: messenger RNA, 2429 nt
Organism: Cheilinus undulatus (humphead wrasse)
Lineage: Eukaryota; Metazoa; Chordata; Actinopteri; Labriformes; Labridae
Gene: alpl
Product: alkaline phosphatase, biomineralization associated
Exons: 12
Coding region: 230-1831 (533 amino acids)
Biological process (GO): dephosphorylation
Cellular component (GO): plasma membrane
Molecular function (GO): alkaline phosphatase activity
Source: RefSeq, a predicted model, not a curated record